This is a messenger RNA of Tuber aestivum (summer truffle), 4092 nucleotides long. The record is from the annotation of a GenBank genome assembly. Lineage: Eukaryota; Fungi; Ascomycota; Pezizomycetes; Pezizales; Tuberaceae.
AUGGUAUCAUACAGUUCUGGACAGGACGCUUCAGGCACCCACGGUCAAGCAUGGAUGGGAAUGGAUAAAAAAGAAAUACAGAGACAAGUCAAAAGGGUCAUGUUUUCCCCAUCAAUCGGAGAGAUGGAAAAUAGAGAUAAACCUAGGACCUUGGACAGCGGGUCUUCCAGCAUAUCUAAUCCCCCCAUCUCCAUCAUCGGCUUGCCGUCCCAUCGAACCCCUACGAUACAUCGCAUCCAAGAAUUGUCGGUCAGUCAGUUUGCAGCGCCCGGGGCAGAUAUAGAAAAGGACUCGGAGGAUCCAGGACCAGAAGCAAAAGGCACAAGGAAAAACAUAAGCAAUUAUCCACUGACAUCUUGGCUGAUUGGAUUGAUUUCGAUUCGUGCGACGACACUACGGCCGGCCCCUCAAGAAGGAUAUAGAUCAAAGCACGAAGAGAGAGAUACGGUACGGAGAAAGAUUCCCGCAUCAUAAGCAAGCAGGGACGGUCAGCCUUUUUUUUUUCUUUCAUCCCAAUCUUGCCGACUGUUCUAUCCCAUCCGCAGGCACGUCCGCACUACCCACUACUACGGACGCUCGUAUCAUCAUCGUACGGUACGGCAUACAGGCAAACAGUAGCGGGCGAGAAAGAGUUGGAUUUUUUUUUUAAAUUCCCAUUCCCUUCUCCCUCCCCGUCCCGCCGCUAGUCACAGCUCUGCUGCUGCCCGGUGGUCUGUCGUUGCUACCGGUAUCACUGCUGGUAGAUUACCGGCACAGCAGCAGUUUGCCCGUUGGGGUUGUCCCGUUUCCCUUGCCUGUUAUCGUAGCGGUACAGUUGCUACCGCUGCUGGUUGUGCUGCUCUUACCACCGGUGCACUAAGACUCGACAAGCCCGCUACCCAAAAACCUACGCUCGCUACCCGUUAGUGCCAUCCACUCCCCCACAUUCCGUUGCGGAGACAGAAGGUCAACCACCCCAUCCAUCCAUCUUUCGACGGUUGCGGAUGAGUACGCUUCCUCGCCCCCUUGCUUCAGUCCCCGUCGUCCAUCCACCAUCCUUACAAAUGCUCAACGCUUCACACUACAAUCACGAUAUACUGAAGUUUAAGCCCAAACAUUGCUAUCCCAUGGCUUCUUCUCGCUCUACCUUCGAUUUCUGUGAGAACCCGCCCCCCCCCCCCCCCCCUCCCCUCUAACCACCUGUGCCCCGCCUUGCCCCGCCUAUAUCCCCGUGCGCCUCCUCACUCUCUCCUUCACCGCCCUUCCCCCCGCCCUUUCAGCAACCGACAAUUUAGCCUUUCCUCGUGCUAACACUGAACCUUCGCAGAUGGCUUUGAGGCCCGAUUCAACGCCCCGUCGCCCCCCGCCCCGGUCGGCCCGCCACUGCUUGAUACUCACGAGCAAAAAGGGCUUGAGAACUGGUUUGAGAGUAUCGGAUCAGGCUCUAUGCCCUCUUCAAAUCUAUUCGACUCCGAACUCCCCGAUGAUCCUCCCUAUUGGUCACCAGAGAUGCCUUCGAACUAUCAGAACACCGUCCCGGAAAUGCCACCACGCCACCACCACCAUCAUCAAUACUUGAGUAGUAGCAUGGAUGGAUACCUCACCAGUAGCCCAGUCUCCGCUGCGCCUUCGCAGGUUGAUAUAAACUCCUUUAACGCUAGCCGUGGGCUAUUGCAACGCCAACAAGGGCAGGCUUCUCAGCAGAUCGGCAAUCACAACCUUCUCAACUUUGGCACGGAUACAAACUUUGCGCCCAACGGGUACCAUCCUCCUGCACUUCCAGUGCCGCUCGAGGAAAAAGAGGUGGAGGUCCGCUCGAGGGUUUACGCUGCAUUCAGGAAUGAUUCCACCGUCACCACCGCCGUGAACUCGCCCACCGAAAUAAAGUACGAACAGGGCGGAGGGGAUACGGAGGACGACGAUUCCGGCACACCCGUGUACGAUGGUAACGAAAGCACACCAUCCCCCUCGAGAAAUAGUGCAAUGCUAAAGAGGCGCAUGGAUGGGGGGGAAGAUUUCUCAAAGUCGGCUCGUAAACCACGGUCCCGGAAGUCGGAGGCGAGCAUGCGAAUGGCCAAGAAGAAGGCUGGUGGUCAGAAAAGGGACAACUUGACCGAGGCGCAAAAGAGGGAAAAUCACAUACAUAGCGAACAGAAGCGUCGAAACCUCAUCCGUCAGGGCUUUGAAGACCUCUGUUCCCUGGUCCCGGAGCUUUCGUCCGGGGGCUACAGCAAGAGUGCGGUUCUGGUACAUGCCGCCAAUUACUUGGAUGACCUCAAGAAGGGAAACGCUCGAUUACGCUUGUAUUUGCAGCAGCUCCAGCAAUUGCAGAUGGAUCGGGCUUACUAGUUAUGCGUGGAUGCUUUGAUUUUGGGGUGGAGUACGCGUUGGGUAUUUGUGGGUUAGGGUAAAAUACCAGCAAGUAGAGCGGUGGUAAAAAAUACUUUAUGGGGGGCCGGAGUUAUUGGUUUCAUUGCUUUUCUUACAUUAUGUUCCAUUUUCAUUUAUUUCAUAUUUUCCCCUCCUUACUCAUCUGGAUGAAUGAUGGCAAUCGGAGGUGUACGACCACGGACGUGUCUCUGUUACUGUAUUUUCCUGGAGUUGAAUUCUCUGUAUCUUUUUCCCUCUUCCCUUCCUUCCCUCCCCCUCCCUUCCCUUCUAUCCUUUACUCUUCACUUCAAGCUCUCUUCUUUAUCCGAUAUCUUUUUCUGGAUGCAGUCCCUUUUGUUUUAAUUAAUGUACUGCGAACCGUACCUGGGGCGCCCGCAGCAAGCUGAUAGUCACUGGCUGCCCGGCUACCGGUAUCGGCUCGUUCUGUUCUGCCGUUUGUGGAUCGAUAUCAUGUACUCGAGUACCGUAACCUAAUGAAAAAAAAACCUGUCUGAUCUGAGUGUGAUAUCGCGGUAUCGUGGUUUGUUCAAAGGGUAAAAACGCACACUAUAACCCGGUAUUGGCUAAUAGCAUAAAUUUUUAGGGUUUAUUAGCCCUGCGCAGAUCCUCGGUUCAGCUUGCCCAGUUCAGAACAGAUAAAUUUAUCCCGCGGGCAGAGUUUGCGCAGUGACCUUUUCGAAAUCGAUAAUGAGAGCAGAAAGAGGGAAACAGUUUCCACAUGAGCAGGAAAAAAAAAGUAACCAUUUCCACAUGAGCUGAAAAAAACAAAACAACCACGUCCACAAAAGAGUAGGAAAAAAAAAAAAAACCCCCCCAUUUCCAUAACAACGGAAAAAAAAAAACUAGUUUCCACAUGAGUACCGUAGAAAGAAAAAAUGUAGACUACGCCCACCCGCUGCCCGCUCACUUCCCCCCACCGCUCACUCGCCGCCCGUCCGUUGCCCACCCAUUCCCCCCAUUGCCCGCCCGUUGCCCGUUGUCCGUUGCCCGUUGCCCGUUGUCCACUCGUUUCCCCCCGUUUCUCGCCGGCCGCUCGUGGACAUCGCAGUUUAUCCCGGGCAACUACUUGUGCUCUUUGUUGGGGAUAAAUCCACAGACUUGGAUCCUCCUAACCCAUCCUCUUUCUUUGGGUGCUCGGCGGGGUGUGGUGCUUCAAACUCCAAUUCUCAACUUGAAGUGCGAUGAUCUGGAAUUGCUGUUGACCAAUUUGUGCUGUGAGGGCCUGGUUUUGCGAUCAAAUUUGGCCAAAGGCCAAAAUCAUGACCCCUCAAAGGCCACUAACCACAGUCGAUAGUGGAGUUGCAUGUCUUGAUAUUAUUUCUGUAAAAUACACAUUUUGGUUAGCAAAUAAGUUAACUGACUCCUAGAAUUUCAUCAACAAACCCAGGAAUUUUGCUGACAUGGCCAAAAUCCGGAGAAUCUGUCCGGUACAGCGAGGGAUCCGGGACAGCGGGUGAGGUUUGGGUGGAAAGAAAGUCAAGGUUCAGAGAGAUUUAUACGGGACAGCGGGGUGUGAUUGUAUAAGGAAACACGGUGAUGGAUGAGAUAGGAGGAAGGUGGAGAGGGUUUUCGGGAGGAUGGAUGGCUGGGAUGGGUUUUUGUAUCAGAUUACCCCUUUCGCUCAUGAGAGAUGACGACGAUAGUCAUCACCUAAGGCGGAACCGAUUAACUUUCGUGACAACAACCAAGCUCAUGACACCUUACCUCAACAACCUCGAGGAA